Molecule: messenger RNA, 1909 nt
Organism: Lepisosteus oculatus (spotted gar)
Lineage: Eukaryota; Metazoa; Chordata; Actinopteri; Semionotiformes; Lepisosteidae
Gene: taf1a
Product: TATA box binding protein (TBP)-associated factor, RNA polymerase I, A
Biological process (GO): transcription by RNA polymerase I
Cellular component (GO): RNA polymerase I transcription regulator complex
Source: RefSeq, a predicted model, not a curated record
AUGCGCACUGUCAAAUUUGGGAGGUCCUGGAGUCUACAUGUGUGGUGAUCAAAAUGUACUAAAAUACGAUUAAGUCGUUUUUUCGUGCAAAAUGAACAUAAUAUCGUUUCAAUAGUCAAGAAACCAAUUUAUGUCAUUUUUUAUAAUUGGAACAUGAACGAAGACGUUUUAUCAAGCAGAGGAAUUCAGUAUGGAACAUAAAGCAAGGAGACAUGGAUGACCUAUGUGCUGAAUUAUCCCAGUCUGACCAGCAGGACAGUUUAGAUGAUGAACAGCAGAUUUGUAGUCCUGAAAUAGGAGGACGACCUCAUUUGCCUCUAUUGCACAGUUUCAAAGAAACGUUGCCAAGGAGAGAGACUGGUUUUCACAAAAGCUCCAGAAUAUGCCUGACCAAAAUUCAGGAAGCUCUUUUCAAGCACCGUUGGGAAGAGGCUGCAGAAUACAUGAAGAAUUACUUUGAAACGCUGGAAGACACAACUGUUCGGAAGCAGACUGUAUCACCUGAAGUAAUCUGGAGGAUGGGCUCAGAAAUUCUGCAUCACCUUCCUAAUGCUAAACUGGAGGAUUUCAAUUCUUUCCUGGAGAGACUGAAAAACAUUGGAGUGAAGAAUUUUCAGAAGAUGUGUUUGGAGCAUUUCUUUCAUUUGCUGUUGCUUGGGAAGUUUGAUGAUGCUAAAAGGCAGGUGUCAGCAGUUGAAAACUGGAGAUAUGGAAAAUUAACAGCUUCUCAGCCUCAGACUGCAAAGCUGAUUCAGGCUUACCAUGGCUACCUCGGCUAUUUAACUUGGUGUGCACUGAAGGCGGCUAUCUCAGACACUGUUACAGACAAAAGUGAUAAUUCAGAUGUUGCUGAAAUCCAGGAGAUGCACAGAUACUUUCGACAGUCAUCAUUAAACCUUCAGGAAAUCUUAAAACAGCCUGGAGUCUGGGACCCUUUUGUGCUAGGUUACAUUAAUAUGCUGGACUUCUAUGAAAAUGAAAGUGAGGCUCUGAAAGUCCUGAAUGAAUAUGCUUAUGACAACAGUUUCCCCCCCAAUCCAAAUGCUCACGUGUAUCUGUACCAGUUCUUAAAAAAACACCAGGCCUCUGAGAAGACCUUGAUGGCAGUGCUCAGGAUUUUACAUGCCUUAGUCCCCAGUCAUGAACUGAUGUUGGAAUUUUCUUCUCUUCUGCUUAAGUCAGGGGAGUCACAACAUCUCCAAGAAUCUGUAAAGGUAAUUUUUAGUCUGCUUGACUACAGCAGCUGGAAAAAUAAUCUGGAUGCAUGGAUUUGUCUGGGGGAAAUCAUCAAACUGCUCAAGAAAAAGGAUUGUUUCCAUUUUGUUGAUGAAGAGUGGAAGCUGAGAAAAGACUGGUGGCCUACAUUUCAUUUUAGUACUUAUCUAGCAAGGCAAGACUUCAAGGAAAACAAGGAACUGUUCAGAAGGAAAUCUUUUGUUGCAGCUGCAGUUAUGGAAAAUAAAUCUGUGUAUUGCAGCCAGAAGGGUGGGCACUGUCAAAAGCUAAAGAAAAAAACGAAGAAAGAAUCCAAGAAAGCAACCAAACGCAAAUGUAAACUUCGGUAGUUGUUGUUUGCAGACUUAAGAAGGUCUUAACUUUUUUUUGUCAAUUUAUAAGCAUGUAAACCAUUCCUAUUCUUAUACUCUCCCUUAGUAUUUUAAAGAAGAAAGUGACCAUGGAAAAUAAAGGUUUCGUUCUCCUUGAGGUUUUCCUUAAGAGGUUUUAUGACUGCACAUGUUAUUUCAAAAGGAAUGUAUAGCACUGUAUGUGAAGUCAUUUUUAACUCGUUGCCUUAUUCAUCAAAUGCCACAUGUCCCCACUCUUGUGUACAUUUGUGUUUCUGUGAGACAUUGUUUGCCUGAACAAUCAUUUCUUGAAAAUAAGACUUAUUAUAAAGUUAUUUUCUUAA